Molecule: messenger RNA, 1816 nt
Organism: Solea solea (common sole)
Lineage: Eukaryota; Metazoa; Chordata; Actinopteri; Pleuronectiformes; Soleidae
Exons: 4
Coding region: 212-1093 (293 amino acids)
Cellular component (GO): mitochondrion
Source: RefSeq, a predicted model, not a curated record
GUUGACACGCUGUUUUUUCCCCCACGCAGUCAUAGAGUGCUGCCUGCUACAGCUGCCCAGAUAAAUGUGGUUCCUGAACCUUUCGACUCAAACCUCGGACACUCUCACAUUGUCCACAGGGAUGCGGUCAAACACCACUUUGUCCUGAGCUCAAUACGUCACUUCCACCUGGUCGAAUCAUCGCAGCAGCAGAGAGGAGGAAAGGAGGAGGAUGAUGAUGAUGCAGCGCAUUCUUAAUACUGGGACACUAUGGCGGAUGGCGGCAGUGCGUCCGUUGCUGGUGGGCGCCACCCUCUCAGAGCCAGCAGUAGCUCUGUGCUGCUGCUCUCUCCGUGUCACACCACUGACACCCACAGGCUGGCGCUGGCUCUCAACCUCAGCCUCUAGCAGAGUAGCACAUCAGCCAAAACACCAGCCGCCACAGGAGGAGCCACAGUCCAGCUCCUCACCUCAGACACAGGAGGUCCAGAAAGAAGAGGCUCAGGCUGAAGAGGUGGACCCCCUGCAGGACAAGUCCAUCGGUCUGUUCCAGAGGUUUAAGAAGACUUUCAAACAGUAUGGGAAGGUGAUGAUCCCUUUACAUCUGGUGACAUCCUCUGUCUGGUUUGGAUCCUUCUAUUACGCUGCUAUGAAAGGAGUGAAUGUUGUGCCAUUCCUGGAGAUGAUCGGUCUACCAGAGUCAUUUGUCAGUCUUUUGAGAAACUCAUCCAGUGGCUACGCGCUGACCGCCUACGCCAUGUACAAGAUUGCCACCCCUGCUAGAUAUACAGUAACUCUGGGCGGCACAUCGCUAUCUGUCAAGUACCUUCGCAAACAUGGCUACUUAUCCACACCACCACCGGUGAAGGAAUACUUCCAGGACAAAAUGGAGGAGACAAAGGACAAAUUUACAGAAAAGAUGGAGGAGACAAAGGACAAAUUUACAGAAAAGAUGGAGGUGACCAAGGAGAGGCUGUCUGAGAAAAUGGAGGAAACGAAGGAACGUUUCUCUGAGAAAAUGGAAGAGACUAAGGACAAGCUGUCCGAGAAGCUGCAGGAAACCAAAGACAGAGUUUCUGAGGGAAAGGGAUUUUUUAAACAGAAAGACAAAUAGCCGAUCAGUUACCAGUGUAACCCCUGACCACAUUCUCUGAUCCUGACAAAUCAUUAGUGAAUUUGAAGCAAGGAGGCACACAUGAGACUGAGGGGGGAAAAGUGAGACGUUGCACUAACUUUGCUCUGACAUUUCACCUUCAUAAACCUUAGCUGUCAACUGUUGUCUGUUAUAAGUGUCACAUUCUGUCCCCGAUCGUUCAAACCCACCACGACUCAGUGUAAGAGUUGACGAGACAGCAGCUUAAUAAACUGUGACUCUGUUGGCUGUUUUUAAAGGGUAAUGGUAUAUAUACGUCAGGAAAAUGGGUCCGUGUAGUAACAGAUGUAUACAGUAUCAGUCUGUAUGAGAGAGCAGUGCUAAUGAAUCUGUGCGUUUGGAAAAUUAACCUUAAAGCUUGAAGUUAUGUACUUGUCCAUCACCUUGUGGCUUUUCUAACAUAAAGAGAAAGAAAUUGAUUGAAAUGUUUUUCUUUUUUUAACUUGUUUCUAUUUGAUAGUGAAAAGGUAAUAUAUGACAUUAUUCUGGAUUCUGUACCACUGUAUGUAGUGAUGGCAUGUCGUGUAUGAAAUAACAUGAGACGAUGCAAGUCACAGUGCAUGUCACAUAAACACGUGAGGAGCUGCCGGUCACUUAAACAUGUGGUGAAUUCAGUAUUGUACGUACAGCAGUAUGUAUGAACUGUAAAACAUGAGAAUAAAGUGUUGACAGUGUGUCACUCUA